CGCAUUUUCGUACGCAGUAAAAAUACAGCACAACAAGUUGACUUCGAGUUUGAGUCGUAUGACUUCGCAUAUUUUAUUUUUACGACCCAGUGUUUCGGUUUACUUAAUUAACAACACACGUGCCCAGUAAUCCGUGGCAUAAAAAAAAAUGAAGUUCACGCUGUUUUUAUUCGUGACGCUGUGUGUGCUGAAUUUCUACGUAAACGGCAAAUGGACUGCACGGGAAGCAGCGAAUGAGAUUCCUACUCGUAGGCCAUAUAAAUAUGGUUCUGAUCCACCACCGCAUACUGAGCUUAUUGCUAUGGCCAGAUAUACGCUUCAUAAUGCAGAUUGGGCCUCUAUCGCAACUGUAUCCGUGUUGCCUGCUAUUGAAGGUUUCCCAUUUUCUAAUGUGAAAUCAAUUGCUGAUGGAUACAUUAAAAACUCAACUGGCAUUCCUUAUUUCUACAUGUCACCGUUAGAUUUUACUGCUAAGGAUUUAUCGAAAAACAACCGCGCAACAGUACUUGUGAGCUUAGAGGAGACAAGAUACUGUGAGAGCCAACAAUGGGACCCUGAAGACCCUCGCUGCACCAGACUGAUGCUCACAGGUAUCAUGAAGAAGGUCAAGGAGGGCACCCCUGAGUACACUUUUGCGAAAGGCGCGUUGUUUGAGCGGCAUCCGGCUAUGGCUAACUUCCCCUCUGAUCACGACUGGUUCGUUGCGAAGCUGAAAAUUGCCCAAAUAGCAAUGGUGGACUACUUUGGAGGUGCAAAAUAUAUCCCUGUUAAGGAUUAUCUCGCGUACAACUACACACAAAUCGUUAACACGUCAAGAAGUCAAAUCUUCAAUGACGAAAGUUAGAAUUUUACAAAAGUAAUCUACACAUACCUACGUAGUACAUGUUAUUUUAAAUAUUAUAAUGUAACAAAAUGUGAUAUUAUGGAAAUGAACCUAGAAGGUUAUUUUUAUAAGGAAUAUGAAAGAAAAACGUUUUUUUUUA
Molecule: messenger RNA, 983 nt
Organism: Cydia fagiglandana
Lineage: Eukaryota; Metazoa; Arthropoda; Insecta; Lepidoptera; Tortricidae
Gene: CREG
Product: protein CREG1
Exons: 6
Coding region: 149-844 (231 amino acids)
Source: RefSeq, a predicted model, not a curated record